This is a messenger RNA of Setaria italica (foxtail millet), 696 nucleotides long. Its product is annotated as glycine-rich cell wall structural protein 1-like. Bases 1 to 696 code for a protein of 231 amino acids. The record is from RefSeq and is a predicted model, not a curated record. Lineage: Eukaryota; Viridiplantae; Streptophyta; Magnoliopsida; Poales; Poaceae. The transcript has a single exon.
AUGCCAAUCCUCCACGAUGCGCCUGAUACUCCUCCGCCGCCGCUGCCAUCUCCCCUCCGGUGCCCGUUCCAUCCGUCGCUGCCCAUGGCCGGGCGCGGCCUGACUGAUGGCGCCCAAGCACUGGGCGCCGAUGAGUUGGAGGCGACCAACGUCCUAGCCGGCAGCCUAGUUGAGGGCGGGCGAGGCCUCACAGGGGGUGGCUGUGGCUUGGCCGUGACGAUCGGUUCCCUGGAGAUCGGACCUGAAGAAGACUUUGCCCUGGCCGUCCUGGCCGGCGGCGGUCCUAUCCUGGGGGCGGGCAGCCGUGGCUUGGGCGCGGCCGGCCAUGUUGUGGGGGCGGGCGGCCGUGCUCUGUCCGGUGGUGGCUGUGGCUAUGCCACGACCAGCAAUCCCUUAGCGGGUGGUGAACCUGAAGACAAUGGCGGUAGUCGUGUCCUGGGAACUGGCGGGCGUGGUUUGGGUGCGGCCGGCCGUGGCCUGAUCGGUGGCGGUCGUGCCCAUGCCAGCAGCAGGCAGCCCCUGACCGGUGAUGAGCCUGACCUCAAAGAGGUCAUGGCCGGAGGCCUGGCCGGGUUCGGCCGUGGCCAGGGGGUGGGUGGCCGUGGCCUGGCCAAAGGUGCCCGUGUCGUGGGCAGGGGCAGCCACACCCUAGCGGGGGUUGACCCCGACCUUGAAGAGGCCGUUCUUGGUGGCUAA